GCCGCCCGGCGCUUCUCUAUGACGUCACGGCGGCGGCAGUUGGCGGCGGCGGUUGGCCAGGUUGUCCAUGGCCAUCUGUCAGUUCUUCCUGCAGGGUCGCUGCCGCUUCGGCGACAGGUGCUGGAACGAGCAUCCCCGCGGCGGCGGGGGCCGCCCUCACUCAGCGGGUCCUGUCAGAGGAGCCGGAGGAGGAUGGGGUGCCGCUACCCAGAGAUACGCGAACGUCAUCCAGCCUCCUACAUUUAAGCACGGCACGUGGGGUGGCAGCAGUGAUGGAGGAGGAUUCUCUGGCGCAUCCGGUUUUGGAUCCCAGGGCGACAAAAGCGCGGUCUUCUCACAGAACAGAUUCUCUGCUUUAAGCAGUGCAAACUCUGGUGAUGGCUUCAGUGAUGAAGAACAGAGACUUUUUGACUGUAUAGCAAAAGACAUGGCAAGCUGGGAAUCAUCUAGACAGUGGAUGUUUUCAUGUUACUCACCUAUGAAAGAUAAGCCUAAUGUUACAGGUUUUCAAGAUUUCUCACCUGAGGAGGUGCGUCUGGAGUAUUAUAAAUGCAGUGCAAACAGUAACACUGAGAACUACAUAAACUCUGUCAAUCAGUUAGUGCAGCAAUGGAGAGACAGGCUGCAAGAGCUGAAGGCUUUAAAUGCCUCAGGAAAAGCAUCCUUGCUAUCUCAGUUGAAGAAUGCAGUCAGUCAACCGUUACCUUCUCUUGGAUUUGGAGGACAGCAAGCCUCAAGCUUUGGUUUUCCAAGCUUUCCAGUGAGGAGCAGCAGCAGCAGCAGCAGCGCUGCCAGUUUCUCCUUUAAAGCAAAUCCCAGUGUUCCUUCUGGAAAUGCUACAGCUUUUGGGAGCUCUGCUGCCGCCUCCAAUCCCCCUACAUUUGGUGUGACGUCCUCCCACAGUGCUCCCACUUCUAUUGGGUUUGGCAGUUCUUCAGCUCCAUCUGCAGCCUCUUUCUCAUUUAAAACUUCUGGAACAACCAGUGGCUCUGGAACUUCUGGACUCUCAGGCUUUGGAAAUUCUGCUGCUGCAAACUCUUCAAGCACUGCUCCACUUACAGUUUCUGGAACCCCUAAUGCAGCGACAGGAACUUCUCAGUCAGGUGCAAGCAAUACUUCAGCUGCACAGGCUGCCAGUGCCUCUGGACAUAACGUCACAGCCACACCUUCUGCAGUCCUAAAUGGUAUCACAUCAGACAAGUUAUAUACACCAAGGAGUGAAUUAACAGCUGAAGAGUUGGAACAGUUUGAAGCCAAAAGGUUCACACUAGGAAAGAUACCUCUUAAACCACCACCCGUAGACCUUAUAAAUUUUUAGACCUCCAGUUUAUUCUGAACAUAAAUGUCUUAAUUGUUGUUCUGUGACACCUCCAAUAAACAAUGUUGUGAUGGAGUAGUGAAUUGGAAUGCUUUCCUCUGACUAAAAUUUUCAUUUAGUCUCUUACUUUUUUGUAGUAAUACACUCUGUGAUACACACCAACAAUCCCUGUUUUUCUGCAUAACCCACCAAGUGAACCCAGGUCCCUGUGCAAAAACAGUUCCACGGAGAGGUCUGCCCUUUCCAGAAACUGGGAAGACCCAAACCGUGUUUCCCAACAUGUUCUUUACAUGGUACUGCAGGGAACUUAUCUCCCUGUACAUUAUGUAGGGAGCUGGAUUGGGUAGAACCAUCGUGAUGGAUAGAUCCACGAAUAUGGUCCAACCAAGUGGCUUCUGCCAAAUGCUGCUCCCAAUGCUUAAAUAUUCCACCACCCAUUGCUUUCAAUACAGUUUUAACAAUACGUUGUACCAUUUGAUUUUUUACCAGAGACUGGUGCAUGUGAGGGGAUAUGAUCAAUCCACUCAAUGCCCAAGUAUUUCCAAGGGAAUUUUUGAAAUGGGUCCCAUUUUCUGACUCAAUUCUUUCUGGAGUGCCAUGUCACCAUAGGACUUGCUUCUCCAGACCUUGGGCAGUAGAAUGGGGUACUGCAUAUGACACCCAGUUGUUGCCUCCACAGUAAGCACAUAACGCUUACCAUCGUGAGUUCGUAGCAAGGUGCCACACCUCCCCAUAUUUAUACUUUCACCAUCACCCUUCCCCCAGAGAGGUUUCAUUUGCUUGGCUUAAUUGUGGCACAUAUGUCACAGUCAUGGAUAACCUGAGUAGUAGUAUCCAUAAUUAAAUCCACCCCUUGGUCUCUAGCCCAUUUACUCGGUGCAUCUCUUCCUUCACGGCCCAAGGUUUCAUGGGCCCACCAAGCCAGAAAUAAUUCACCCUUGUUUUGCCAGUCCAAGUCCAUUUGAGCCACCUCAAUUUUGGCAGCUUUAUGUCCUUGGUGGUUAUUCUGGUUUUCUUCAGUAGCUCAACUCUUGGGCACAUGAGCAUCUACACAGCGCACCUUUACAACCGUAUCUUUCUUUGGGCAACUUUCCCCAGUUCAGCAGCCCAAAUAGGUUUACCCCCUCUUUGUCAGCUGUUUUGUUGCCACUGCUGCUGUUGCAACUGCCCCAUAAGGCAGCUGCCACCAUCCAUGAGUCAGUAUAAAGACUGUAUAAAGUAUAAGGACUCUCCCCACACACCCCUCCUCUUCAGUAACACCUAAGGUGAGCUGGACAACCAUUACCUCUGCGAAGUAGCUCAAUGCUCCCUUACCUUCAGUGGGUUCUUCAACUCGCUGUGUGGGGCUCCACACUGCAGCUUUCCAUCUGCAGCACUUCCCCUCAAUUCGACAUGGCCCAUCAGUGAACAGGACAUAUUUCUUUUUGUUUUUUGGCAAUUCAUUGGAUUGUGGGCCUCUGUAGCAUGCAAUAUUUCUCCUGAUGCUGUUCCAAACAUUAUAUCCUCAGGCCAGUCUGUGAUCACUUUUAAGAUUCCUGGACUACUGAGGUUCCCCACAUGACAUUGUUGUGUAAUCAACACAAUACACUUACUCCAAGUGGCACGAGUAGCAUGAUGGGUGAAGGGAGCCUUUCAUGCAGUUGAGCUAACAAGGGGUUAGCUCACCCCUUCACAGUUGCUUAGGGAGAUGGGGAAGGGAAGUCAGGUGGGAAAAAAAAAAAAAGAAAAAGAAGGGUUCAGACAGCAGCCAUGAACUCCCUCACACGCAACUAAGAUCCCUCUCAGUUGGAGUGUAGUGCUCUUCAGACCCUGUGUGCCCAACUCCAGAACCCCAGGGGUUCAGCUUUAGGUCUCUCCUGAGGCUCUUUGCCACAGACUCCAAGUGGGACCUUUGUCUCCAGCAGCAGUGUAGAGGAUGUUCUUUACAUCCUGUCCCAUCCAUACUGGCCUCAGUGCCACGGCUUGGGCUAUCAGGGUAUCAACACGAAUGAAGGAACAAGGGUGAGGAACGGAGCUUUCACAGAUGUCUACAGGUAGACAGAAAAAAAUGUAGAGUUGUAGGGCACUGUCUGUAGAAGAACUUGCAGUUGUUUAGAUGAGAAAAAAUGUAGAUUGAGAUACAGAAAUCUCAUUCACUGAGGACUGCUGCAUUUCAAUCUGUCACUGUAGAGCAGCUUGGCUACUAGAAAUUCAGAGAGCAGCCAAAGUGAUGGACAACUGGAAGCAAGGCUUUCUUGGAAGCAGAGAAAUGAGUGGUGAAAGCAAAGGCUGUAUGAUGGAAUGGCUGUCCUGUUUGGGGUACGCUCUCAGAAGAGGGGAAAUUGAAUUUUUAAAGCACCUAGACUAGUAAACCUGAGUACUGAAGUCCUUCCUCAGAGACAUCUUAGGCAGCACAUUUCCCCCCAGGAAGUCCUAUUAACCCUCUGUUAAGGUCUGGCCAGGCCAAAAGUAAAACAUUGGAAACAAACUCCUCCCUGUAGGCUAGCAGCACAAGUCCUCAGAAACCAGAGGCAAGCACUGCACAAACAGUUCUGAUCCCAUACCUUUGAACUAAAACACACCAGCAUUUGUGAAGGGUGACAAGGGUGCAAAGCAGAGCAUUGAGUGCCAGCUCUGCUAGGAAAGACUGAGGGCUCUGGCUGUGAACAGGGAACCUCUCCCCAUUCACUUGAAAGAGGCAGAUGAGCUCUAAAACUGCAAGCAAAUACACUCCUCAGUUCUGAAACUCUCACACACAAUUGUUUGCUUUCCCUGAUAAGGAUAGCCAAGUAGAAGAACAAAGAGUAGUUAUCAGUAACUCAGCCCAAGGCUGUAUACUUAUUCAACCCACAGUGCUGUUGCAAGUUUUCAGCCUGUUCUGCACAAUAAAGCUAGGCACUCCUACCACAUGCUGUCAUGCGACAGGCUCUUUGGUGGGGCUUCCCCUCCUGCAAUAUGGUAAGAACAGCUCUUAUGUCAAGGGAGAAGAGCAAGAACAGCAAGAUUCAAAUGCCAGCAGGCUGAUCAACAUUUUUUCCCUUGUUACACAGAUUGCUUUGUCUUCCAUGCUUCCCUGGACAGGCAGGGAGUGGGAUUUACUCCUACUAGGUCACAUGAGAAACGAGUUUUGCAUCUUGCAUCUUCCAGCAGGAGGAUCUGUUACAUUGCUAAAUGCAGAGCAGUCAGCUGAAAAAUGAACUGAUGGAUUUAAAGCCCCUGUAGCAAUCGUAUCCUAUUCCACCCAAAAUUCUGUUUCAUUAUGGGGGAACACUCUUAGGAGGUGUUUUCCAGUGAGUAUCACAGAAUGGCCAAGGUUGGAAGGGACCUCAAGGAUCAUGAAUCUCCAACCCCCCUGCCCCAUGCAGGGCCACCAACCUCCACAUUUAAUACUAGACCAGGCUGCCCAGGGCCCCAUCCAACCUGGCCUUGAACACCUCCGGGGCAUCCACAACCUCUCUGGGCAGCCUGCUCCAGCACCUCACCACUCUCUCUGUAAAGAACUUCCCCCUGACAUCCAACCCAAAUCUUCCCUCCCUCAAUUUAAAACCAUUUCCCCUUGUCCUGCUGUUAUCUACCAUUUCAAAGAGAUGGCUCCCCUCCUGUUUGCAGGCUCCCUUUAGGUACUGAAAGGCUGCAAUGAGGUCACCCCGCAACCUAACUGGAUUAACUAUGAAGAUGAAAUAAUGCCAAAGUCACAUUAAACUGAAAUAGUAGCAAUUUGUAUCUGCUAUAUAACAAAAUACAAAAAAAAAAAAAAAAAAAAAAAAAACAAAAAAAACCAAAAC
Messenger RNA from Lagopus muta (rock ptarmigan), 5082 nucleotides. RefSeq names its product nucleoporin 42 (gene NUP42). NCBI's taxonomy places the organism in Eukaryota, Metazoa, Chordata, Aves, Galliformes, Phasianidae. The record is from RefSeq and is a predicted model, not a curated record. Gene Ontology annotation, cellular component: nuclear envelope. The coding region runs from base 68 to 1318 and encodes 416 amino acids. Gene Ontology annotation, molecular function: nuclear export signal receptor activity; metal ion binding. The transcript has 7 exons.